Trichoderma atroviride IMI 206040 is the source of this 423-nucleotide messenger RNA. Lineage: Eukaryota; Fungi; Ascomycota; Sordariomycetes; Hypocreales; Hypocreaceae. The record is from RefSeq and is a predicted model, not a curated record.
CAAAACAUUUAAACGCAUGUUUCCAAUCAUUUCUCCGCAUUGUCAGCGCUAAACCCAAGGGAAUGAAUAUGCUAUAUAUACAUCAUCCCAUGAUGCCCGUCUUCUAUCUUAAACAACUCUUCCCAAAAAACCAAAAAGAGAAUGAAACAGAACAAAAACAGAAAAAGGCCUCAGCAGCUGCAAGUCCUCUCUUCCUUUCCCUUUUUUUUUCUUCAACUUGCGCUGAAACAGGGUCCACCCAUAAAUUCACAAUCAUAAAUACGAGACGCCUUGUAUAUACCUGAACUGGAUAUACAAAAAGGAAAAACAAGGAAACGAAAACAAUAUUAAUGCCCCAAUGCUCCUAAUAUGACGAGGAAAGAAAGCUUUAAAAAAAAGACAAAAGUAUAUGUGAUGAAAGGAGAAAUUUUAACAACGCAGCAG